UUACAGACGAAGAACUACCGAAAGCCGCUGCUUCAGCGUUAUGUCGUGCGCAUCCUCCUCAUGUAGGUGUCGCCUCUCAACGCUCCUGCCUCCACUCACAUGGCGCAGGGUGCCCAUCUACGCGGCCGCGUCGUGGGGCAGUCUGAUGUCUGUCCAGGCAGCGUCUUGGAUCGACCCCCUCCGCGACAUCUACGAAGCCUUCACCAUCUAUACUUUCCUGCAGCUCCUCAUCAACUUUAUCGGCGGCGAGCGCGCCCUCAUCAUCCUCAUGACGGGCAGGGCGCCCGUCGCCCACCCGUGGCCCAUGAGCCUCGUCCUCCCCAAGCUCGACAUCUCCGACCCCCACACCUUCCUCGCCGUGAAGCGCGGCAUCCUUCAGUACACUUGGGUGAAGCCGCUGCUCGCACUCGCUGGCAUCAUCAUGAAGGCAACCGGCGUCUACAAAGAGGGCUACAUCGGCGCUACCUCGGGCUACUUCUGGGAGAGCAUCAUCUACAACAUCAGCAUCACAGUCUGUCUGUACGCUCUCGCCAUGUUCUGGGUGUGCAUGACAGAAGACCUGAAGCCUUUCCGGCCCAUGCCCAAGUUCUUGUGCAUCAAGGGUAUCAUUUUUGCGUCCUACUGGCAGGGCCUCUUUCUCUCCAUCCUCGUGUGGUUGGGCGCAAUCCCCGAUGACGUACCAGGCUACAGCGUUGACAACCUCGCCGCCGCCAUCCAGGACGCCCUCAUCUGUUUCGAGAUGCCAGUCUUUGCCCUGGCCCAUUGGUACGCUUUCUCGUGGCACGACUACGCCGACAACACCAUCUCCGCUGCCCGCCUGCCCGUCAAGUAUGCCUUGCGCGACGCUUUCGGCGCCCUGGAUCUCAUCCAAGACACCAAAGAGACCUUCGCCGGUAACAAAUACGAAUACCGCCACUUCGAUGCUCGAGACAACGUCCUCGCUCACGAAGAGUCGUCAUCGCGUGCUGCGCGUAUGAAGGAGGGCAUGAGGUACGAGAGGAACGGCAAGGGCAAGUACUGGAUACCGAAGCCAGGUCAGUCAUCCGAGCAUGAACCGCUGUUGAACAAGGUAUCCCACGGUCGAGCCAGGGCGAUGAGUCCAGGGCCCCAUCGUGCCCUUGAGGGCGGGAAGUACGGCACUCCAGACGAAGUCGAUGAGCCGAUGCUCGAGCCCGAAGACGAAAGGCUGUUCGACAACGCGCGCGCGUUGGAGUUCGGCGACUGGAAUUACCCAGUCAUCGAAGCACAUCGCGCCAGGCGCGAGGACCGCUUCACAACGGAGCCUCCUAUUCUCACCGCUUCAACGAACCGAAACUACCUCCAGCCGACCGCUGAUAACAAGCGAAGACGCAAGAGCCAGAUCAAGAAGAUCCAAGACGAAUCGGGCAAGCAUGACAAGGGCAAGCAUGGCAAGGGCAAGCAUGGCAAGGGCGAGCAGGGGAGCGACUCAUCCAGCAAUGGAGAGUCAUCGAAGCCCAAAUCACGAGCUCCCUUGGUUGGCAAUCUCCUGCGUCAAAAAUCAUCGUCCUCUUCCUCCGCAAAGUCCGACAGGAGCCAACUCGUCGAUCUCGUUGUCGAAGACCAUGAUGCAGAGGAAGUCGACCGCGUCCGCGCCCGCAAGGAAGGCGGACCCGCCUGGAACGAGGUCAAGAACAAGCACUUCGUACACACCUACCCGCAAGAGGGCCAAUCCGAAGAAGUGCGCGAAGGCUUCGAGCCUGACGUCCCCGAAGCACACAACCCAGAGCGUGUGCACAACCUCGAUUACCCCUUCAGAGUGGGCGAUGACGAAGACGAGGAAGCUAAGAAGGACUUCAAGCCGCCUGUCAACGAAGAGGCGGAGCGCUGGGAUACACGCGACUACAGCGACAACGAGGAUGCUCAAGAGGCUACGAAGGAGCCUCAAGACGACCGGCCAAGUCCGAACUACGGUAGCUUUAGAGAGGAGCGAAAUGUCUGGAACCAGGACUGAUGGCCAAUGUCAUUGUACGACGCAAUGGGCACCGUCUCUCCCCUGGAGCAGUUUGCAUGUACGCUGCGUUCGCUACUUGCGGAUGUGGAGCAGUUAUAUACCCUAUCUUGGUACAUAUUGGAGUUACUGUAGCUUCUGCUGUUGAUAUUACUGGUGCGUUGUAGCGAUCCAAUUGCGAUUGCAUGGACUAUUGCAGCCAUUGCACGCCAACACAUGCUGUACUUUACGUAGUUAGGCUUCACGAGCAACUGCUCUGUGGUGCGGGCGAUCUUUGUUGUCGAUUUUGGCUCAAUCAGAGAUGCUGUUGUAGAGUUGUGGUUUUUCGAGUGUAUUGGACUGCGUAUGGUGACGGUACACGUGGCUACCACGUUAGUCUCAACCACAAGAUAUGUUCAUGC
Messenger RNA from Macroventuria anomochaeta, 2370 nucleotides. Its product is annotated as DUF300-domain-containing protein. The record is from RefSeq and is a predicted model, not a curated record. NCBI's taxonomy places the organism in Eukaryota, Fungi, Ascomycota, Dothideomycetes, Pleosporales, Didymellaceae. The transcript is spliced from 3 exons. Gene Ontology annotation, biological process: transport. Bases 41 to 1972 code for a protein of 643 amino acids. Gene Ontology annotation, molecular function: transporter activity.